UAAAUAUAUCUCAAUGGAACGCCGGGGGAGCUUCUUGGGCCGUUGGUUACCGUUAUCAACAACAGCCAGCAAGCCGGGCAACAACAUGAUUGUGGUCCUUGUCUUGUGGGCGGUAUGGAAAAAUCCCUAUCAAACAUAAGCACAUUUUUUUUGUACUAAUGUAGCCAUGUAUCCAAGUGUCGGUAUAUAACGUGUAGCUAUUUUUGUUGGAAUACGAGCAUUAGCUAGCUAGAUAUUAAUUUAACCGGAACUUUAUAUCGCUAGCUAACUUUUUUUAAAACUUUGACGUUACUGUAGUUAGGUACUGUACUAGCUAAAUGUGUGCUCUAGCUAGUAUUUUCAGUCUUGUAGGCUAUGUUGAGAUGUAGAUAAGCAAGCUAUAUGAGUAAAUCAAGACGGUUAACCCCUCCUUAUAUCCUUGACUUGGUCAUUUCAAAAUGGCUUGACAAGUAGUCCCAGUGGACGGUUUUAUUAGAGGUCAACACUAUCGGAUCUGCUACAGUACAGGCUGGCUGGCCAAGUAACGUUAGGGGUUUAUUUUGGCCGAGGACAAGAUUGAUGAGUGACUGGUGUGUGAUUUGACUUCUCCUGUGUGAUUGCUAGCAAGUCAUUAACGUUACUCAUCACUUAUGACUGCUGUUGUCACCAAGUCUGAUCCUUUCUCAGAGGCAGCUUGUCGACUCUUUAAUCCACAUAAGACCCUGACACUGCUUUAAAGCCAUCCAAGCUGUUGAGUCUCUCCUGCAAAUCUGGGUCAGUACUGAGUGUAGUGGAGGUAACAUUAUUCAGUGGCUCUACAUUUUGAGAGCUACUUUGGACAUUGAUAAUAUCGCAUUGACUUGAUGUCACUUUGAAAGAAAUGUUUGAUUUGUGUUCUGAGUUUAGUCUAUAAUUCAGCUGCUUUUUAUUUUUCAGUGUGGUCAAGUAGUGUUGUUUUUCAGUCAGUGAAAAGUGAAGAACAUUGGAGAGCAGUUUAGGCCGGAUAUCGGGAUGGAGCAGGACAUUGCUGCAGUGGAGCUGGUAGAAGUUCGAAAGUUACAUGAAUUAGUGCGGAGACUGGAAAUUCAAAAUGAAUUUCUAACCGAGAGGCGAAGAAAUAUCAACACCAAAAACCAGUCUCUCUCUGGUGUGCUUAUCAGCUGUCCCUCUUCGCUGGAAGAACAUCUAAACUGCUGUGAUUUGCCAGACCCUGAACCAGCAGAGGUCAACGGUGGGGAUGGUAUAUCUCCACCUCUUGAAAGCCCCAGAGAUACACUAGUGAGGCAGGAUGGACACGUAUAUGAUGGCUGUUAUACACACUUGCCCCACAGUGACAUGUUGGAGGAGACACACAGGCAAGGAUGCAUGGGGUCAGAGGAGCUGGUGGUCAGGGACACAGAGAAGAGAGCAGAGCAGUCUUCUCUGGAGCUAGUGGACCUCCUGUACCUAGAGGAGUGUUGUGAGGUGGAGAAUGAAGUGAGCUGGUUAUAUGAGUCACCCAAGAAAGGGGCAUCUACUGAGAGAAGUGAUGAGUCCCCUAUAAAGUGGUGCAGACAGGUCCUGGACAACCCCAGCCCUGAAACAGAGGUGGCAUGUCACACACUAAUUAAUAUCCUGGACCAAAAGACGAGAUGGAGGAGUAUCUUUAGCAGUCGCUCCCACAGACGUCCUGUAGCCUUCCCUGACACUGGCCAUCUCUGCAUGGGCUCACCUUCCCCUCGGUACCACAGAUCAACUGACAGAAGUCAACAAACCAACAAACCUAACAGCUCAGAUGGCAAUGAAGCUAUUUUACCACCAUCAAUGGACAAGAAUGAGCCGAGUUUCUCAGAUGACUCCAUCACCAUGGGCUACAGGCUGCAGGACCUCACUGAUGUCCAGAUCAUGGCUCGCAUGCAGGAAGAGAGUUUACGACAGGACUAUGCCUCCAUCCCUGCUGCCGCCACACCGUUCAGGGGUCCUGGUGCAUCCAUGCUGUCACCUUCUAACUACAGCUACAAUGAUCUGGAGUUCGACAAGUAUAGCCUGGAGGACACAGUCGCAUACACACCGCCUCCCAGCCAGCUGCCCCACUACCGCCGUUCCCCAUUGGGCCAGUCACCCAGAGCCAUAGCCCAGCCUGGUUACGGCAGCCAGCUGCCAAGGCCUCCCAGUCAAGCGACCCCUCAAUCUAAGCUGUUUAAGAUUCAAGCGACCCCUCAAUCUAAGCUGUUUAAGAUUGCAAAGAGCAGAGAGGGUCUGAGAAGCAGCAUGUCCAACCAGGAUUCACCUCCUCGCACCAGCCUCCGCUCCCUCCAGGCAGUCAGGAACAGCCGCAACCUGGAGGCCAACGGCCAGCUCCUCACAGACCACCCCACCUCCCGGCUCACCUACCCUGUAGCAGGUUCAACCAAGUCUCCAUCAGGUGAGUCUUCAGUCAGGCUUAGGAGUGGUGGCAGAUCUUCAUCUGUUUCUGCCAAAACCUUGAGCUCCAGUGACCCCCCUGCAACUGGAGCAGCACAGCAGUCCCUGAGAGAAUCAUUUCAGGCCUUGUCUAUUAGAGGGCUGCCGAGAGCCCAGUCCCUCAGCCCCUCUGGUUUGAGGAUCCCCUGUCCCAGUAAGGACUUUUCAGUUGGAGGGUACCUAUCAACUCAUGGUCGUGUCUAUGCCUCCCCUGAGAGGUCCACUACCCUGGCUUGGGGCAGACGGGGGCAGCCUGCCAAUACCCAUAGGUAAAAAGGUAUACUCAAUGUUUCUCAGUAAUUCCUCAGUAAUCUGUAACAUACUCUCACUCAAAAUAACUCCACUUAAUGUAUUAAAGCACAUUAAACAGUA
Salvelinus fontinalis (brook trout) is the source of this 2793-nucleotide messenger RNA. RefSeq names its product SLAIN motif-containing protein-like. The coding region runs from base 991 to 2694 and encodes 567 amino acids. Gene Ontology annotation, biological process: positive regulation of microtubule polymerization; cytoplasmic microtubule organization; microtubule nucleation. Lineage: Eukaryota; Metazoa; Chordata; Actinopteri; Salmoniformes; Salmonidae. The transcript is spliced from 7 exons. The record is from RefSeq and is a predicted model, not a curated record. Gene Ontology annotation, cellular component: microtubule plus-end.